Molecule: messenger RNA, 555 nt
Organism: Microthlaspi erraticum
Lineage: Eukaryota; Viridiplantae; Streptophyta; Magnoliopsida; Brassicales; Brassicaceae
Source: the annotation of a GenBank genome assembly
AUGGCGGCCAAUCAUAGCUCCGACGACGAAAACACGCGUCUUUACAAUCCUUACCAGAAAUUCGAUGUCCCGGUCAGUCCUCAGCUUCUAUACAAGCUUCCUGUAUCUCCAGAAUUCCUCUUCACGGAAGAGUCCCUCAAAAAGCGCCGGUCUUGGGGAGAAAAUCUCACGUUCUACACAGGGACGGGUUAUCUCGGCGGCUCUGUAGCCGGCGCUACAGCUGGGGUAUUCUCCGGUGUCAGGAGCUUCGAGUUUGGAGACACGGCUAAGCUGAAGAUCAACAGGAUCCUGAAUUCGUCUGGUCAAAAGGGUCGCGCUUGGGGUAACAGGAUCGGGGUGGUUGGGUUGAUCUACGCGGGGAUUGAGAGUGGCGUGGUGGCGUUCACUGAUAGGGACGAUAUCUGGACAAGCGUUGUGGCUGGUCUCGGAACCGGAGCGAUCUUCAGGGCAGCAAGAGGGGUGAGAUCUGCGGCUGUGGCUGGUGCUCUUGGAGGAAUAGCUGCUGGUGCGGUUGUGGCCGGGAAGCAAGUGUUCAAGCGUUAUGCUCACAUAUGA